CAGCGUCCACCGUGGAGCGCUGUCCCUCAGACCCACGUCUCUCUGCCGGACUGGACACGUCUGUGGAGCGUCUGAAUCCACGGACCAAACCCACAGACGGUUAGAGUGGAACCGCGGUUCUGACCCGCAGAACAACCCGUCCUGGACCAGAAUGACUCACGUCCAGAGGUUCCAUGGAAUCCCCAUGUCAAAGUCGAUGAGAGGUCUGUGUAAAGAAGAGGACUACGUCUUCCUGGGGACAGACAGGACCACCGCAGACAAGGACGCAGCGGAGACACUAGAGGGAGACAGAGAGAGAAGCAAAGACAGACUCCGCCGACGACUGCAGAGAGAAGAAGAAGAAAAAGAGAGGGUGAGAGAAAUGGAGGAGAAGAAGAAGGAGAAGGAGGAGCAGUGGAGGAGUCACGUAGAAGAAAUGACCUGCAGCCAGAAGACCAACCUUCAGGAACGUCUGUCCAGAAUCAGAAGAUUCAGGCAGAGGUUCCAGAGGAGGGUGUUGGGGGAGGAGCCAGGACUGGAGAGUGGAGAACGAGACCACAUUCUCAACCAGCUUCUCACCAGAAUGUAGAUCAGGAGAUGUUCGCAGGUUUACAGACGUUUCCUGGACCAUCUCUGGACUGACCAGUCGUGGUCUUCAGCUGCUCAGAUCUUCAGGUUGUCGCUGGUCACCUGGUUCGCCUCCUGGUCCAGAGCGUGGAGCGACUCUCCCUGGACCUGCCUGACCUCC
This is a messenger RNA of Cynoglossus semilaevis (tongue sole), 727 nucleotides long. RefSeq names its product DEAD-box ATP-dependent RNA helicase 42. The transcript is spliced from 7 exons. The coding region runs from base 152 to 568 and encodes 138 amino acids. Lineage: Eukaryota; Metazoa; Chordata; Actinopteri; Pleuronectiformes; Cynoglossidae. The record is from RefSeq and is a predicted model, not a curated record.